AUGAUACAGAUUAAAUUAGCUGAAAUUGUGAGAAUAUUAAGUUGUAUUUAUAUAAUUACAACUUUGUUCUCAAUAAACAUUGCUCAAUCAUAUUCCCUCGAAGAUUUCGAUAAUAAAUAUGAGCAGCGUGAUGCAUCAGUUUUGUAUAUACGACAAUUAUUAAAACGUCUUCGAUUCAAUGACGAUGACAAUUUACGAUGGAGACAAAGAACGGAUGCUACACCAAAGAAGUGCAAAGAAAUAAAAUCAGGCUUAUAUUAUAGUGGUAAUACUGGACCAUCCAUAGAUAAUCUUAAUACAUAUCAAGAUUGUAUGAAUGUGUGUGAAAAUGAUAAUAAGUGCUAUGGAUGGUCAUUUAAAAACUCCACCAAAACUUGUUUGAUUCAAACAUCGCUGGCUAUAUUAUAUACUGAUCAAACAAUGAUGGGUGGAUCUUGUCUUACUCCAGCUGCAAAGGAAACGCACUGCCAGGAAGUAUUAUCAGGCACUUCUUACUAUGGUAAUAACGGUGCAACAAUAAAGAAAGUGGCUACAACUCAAGAUUGCAUGAGUCAAUGUGAUGCAUCAGCAACAUGCAUGGCAUGGUCAUAUCGAGCGUCUGGUAAAAUCUGUCAGCUGAUGACUGCAAUAUAUAUCCCGAUGGAUGAUGCACAGUCUACAAGUGGUUCUUGUAUUAAAAAACAAGCACCAUAUCCACCAAUAAGUAUCGACACUUAUAGACAACAAUCACUAGAUGAACAUAAUAUUUUACGUAAAAAACAUUGUGUACCUCCUCUAGUAUUAGACCCAGCAUUGAAUGAUAUAGCACAAAAAUAUGCACAGAAAUUAGCUGACACUCAUAUAUUUGCACAUAGUGGAAAUACAUUCAAUGAUGAAUGGAUGGGAGAAAAUUUAUAUAUGUCAGGUGGUAGCUCAUUAAUGUAUGAGAAAGGUGCAAAGCCAGCUGACGCUUGGUACGGUGAAAUCAAAGAUUAUGAUUGGACAAAUCCUGGCUUUGGAAUGAAUACUGGACAUUUCACACAAUUAGUUUGGAAAGAUACAACUAGAGCAGGUUUUGGCAGAGCAGUGACAAGCGAUAAUCGCACCUUGUAUGUGGUUGGCAAUUACUUUCCAGGUGGAAAUAUAGAAGAAGCAUUUGAAGACAAUGUCUUACCAUUAUGUUGA
Messenger RNA from Adineta steineri, 1164 nucleotides. The record is from the annotation of a GenBank genome assembly. Lineage: Eukaryota; Metazoa; Rotifera; Eurotatoria; Adinetida; Adinetidae.